Messenger RNA from Ambispora gerdemannii, 167 nucleotides. The record is from the annotation of a GenBank genome assembly. Lineage: Eukaryota; Fungi; Glomeromycota; Glomeromycetes; Archaeosporales; Ambisporaceae.
AUGAAAGAAAAGGAAGAGAAAAUAGAGAUGACAGUGAAAGAAAUAGCGAAACAAGACAAGAUAGAAAAAGACGAAGGAAAUAACAAAGUAAACAAAAGUAAAAGAAAGAAAAAAAUGCGAGAGAAAGAAAAACAGGAAAGAGAAGAAGAAGAAAUAAAGAGAAAGAA